GGUAACAGAAAUCGUAGAGAUUGGUUAUUUUAAGCAACAUUAUGGCUUUAGCGCAACACCGCCGAUUGACAGGUGGCAGAUUUACAGAAGGUGGUGGGAGCAAACGUGGGAAGGGAAUUGGUAUGCUAUAAUUACAAUUAUUAUUUUUUUGUGCCCGAGCUUGAGAAAAAUACGCUGUAAGAGACGGAACGGUGUUCUCCCAAGCGACGGGGAAGAAAACUAUAUCGAGUGGUUCUUUAGAGUUGUCAGACACAGCCAACAAGCAAUGCGAGACGGAGCCAUACGAACAAAGCCGCGGGCUUUGUUAGAGGAACAGGGCCCAAAGAGCAUGGCACCGUUGCUCCCUCACCUUCGGCACGGAAGGUUUACAUUCAAGCCGGAAUGGGGACACCCCAGCGAUGGGGUAAAGUUAGAGCUACUUCUGUUAAUACAGACGCCAUCAGUCGAGUCACUACACCUCAAUGGCUUCGUACAACUUACCCAGAUUAGGCUCGACUUCCUGUCAGGCCUAAAGACUCUCAUCAUGGAACAAUGUGUUUGUGAGGCAAGAGUAGUUGGGUGUAUUCUCCGGGCAAGCGUACGCCUGGAGAAUUUCUCAUACGUGCAUGGACACGAUAAGGCCACUACCAGCAAGUUUGACCCACAGUUGAUGAUGGAAGGUCUGUUGUGCUUGACAGGAUCAUUGAGGCAGCUGCGUCUUACAGGGGGCAGUCCUUUAGCCAUCGAGUCGAACUCCGCGAGAAAUUCUAGGCUAGGAUCUCUUGUGGACUUUACUGUCCUCACCCACCUCGUUCUCCCGGCGGAGUUUCUAGUUGGAACGGCAACAGGAACUGGCCAAUGGGAUCUAGAACUGUGGAAGCUUGUUCCCCGAUGUCUCGAGUAUCUGCUUAUUGGUAGACUCGAAAAUGAAGUGAUGUUGGCCUUCGCCCAGCAGGAGGUACUGGAGUUGGUUAAGAGAAAGUCGAUUGUUGCCCCUAAACUGAAUCGCAUUAUCCUGCAGAAUAUCAGUCCUGUCGACGCAGACGGCGGUGCUCUAAUGCUCCUGAAGGAAGCAUCUAGAGCAAAUCAGGUCUGGCUCAGCAUCUAUUACGGCAAACAAUCCGACGACGAUGCCAUCUGGCUAUCAUUGGAUUUUGGAGCUUUAGGGAUUCAUAAGAACUACGAUUAGUAUAUAGGUUAUCGCCAAACCACCAGCUGAGCUCGUUGUCCAACAGGCAGCCCAACUUCUAAUUUGAGUCCACACCAUUCACAACGAAGGAGAACAGGGAUGGGAAACUGCCAACAAGCAC
This is a messenger RNA of Pseudogymnoascus verrucosus, 1289 nucleotides long. RefSeq lists its product as uncharacterized. The transcript has a single exon. The coding region runs from base 266 to 1168 and encodes 300 amino acids. Lineage: Eukaryota; Fungi; Ascomycota; Leotiomycetes; Thelebolales; Thelebolaceae. The record is from RefSeq and is a predicted model, not a curated record.